CCGCUCGCGCAUUCCAAGCAACACACUCCUCACGCUGACCGAUACCCACCUCUAGCCAAAUACAAUACCGUUCGUUCAAUUACGCGCGCCAUCCAAAAUCGACCCAAAUCCCCACCAAUGCUCUAGCCCACAUACAUACAACAACCGACCAAAGAACCCCCAAAAAUGAACACCGAAUUCCAAACCUCCCUCUCCAACCUCGAAAACAAACUCAAUGCCUUGAUCACCAGCCUCACAACCUCCCCCACGGCAGCCGGCGCCCCAGCAGCAGCAGUCAGCCUGCUAAACGCAGACGACAGCCUCACAUCCGCGAUCGCAACCCUCCGCAAACACCAAGACAACUACGCUCGGAUCCUCCGUCUCCGGACGGAAGCCGCCUCCCUCGAAGAAAAAGUCAAAGAUAUCGUGAAAACAGUCGUGAACUACGAGCAAGAAAUUCGCACGGCCUGCAACUCCGAUGAAAUAGAUAGCGACUCCGAUCUUGACGACUCUGAUAGUUCGGGCUAUGACAGCGAUGCUGAGAUGCAAGAUGCGGGUGAUAAACCGCGGAAGUUACGACGGACCAGGGAGGUGGACUAUAAGCUCUUGCUUGAUUUCGCAAGGCGUAUUAGCAAGUACAACCAUCAGGCCGCUGCAGAUGCGGAGGCCGGGGCGGUAGCAAGGGUUCAGCAGGGGGAUCGUGAUACGGAGAUGACGGGGACUGGGGGGACGGGGACGGGGAUGAAUGGGAUGGAGGAUGGAGAGGCAGCGCCGGUGGCGAGUGUUACGAAGGAUGCGACGUCUUGGUUGGAUGAGUCGGCGAAUAUGACGCGCCAGGUGUAUAUGUUGCCUUAUCCGAUGGAGGAUCGCAUUCGAUUGGGGCUUAUGGGGCAGAUUCAGUUGGCUGCCGGUGAGGGACGGCCGGAUUUUGAUCCUGAUCAGGAGGUCGAACGGUUGAUUCGCGAGGCGGAGGGACUUGGGGCUGCGGAUGCGCCGCCGGCUGUCAACGUGGGUGGCGAGGAGACUCGCGCGAGCGAGGCAGCAAAGGCGGCAGCAAAGGCUGGGUCUGCUGCCGCCGGUAGUGGUGGUAGUGGUGGUGGAGUGUCGGCUGCUGCACCGAAGCCAAAGCCGAAAGCUACCCUUGAUUUGGAUCUGGAUGAUGAUGACGAUGAGGAUGAUUUUUGAGAGUUGGUGCGAAUGUGCUUUUCUUAUUAUCUUGGCGGAUCUGAUAUACGCGCGAUUGAUACCACGCAUUUGGUCACUGCAUUGUUUGGAGUAUGUUGCUUUUACGUAUCACUUGAUGACCGAAAUAGACAUACUAUAUGACGGAUCUAAGUUCAAUU
This is a messenger RNA of Aspergillus caelatus, 1322 nucleotides long. RefSeq lists its product as uncharacterized. The record is from RefSeq and is a predicted model, not a curated record. Gene Ontology annotation, cellular component: core mediator complex; mediator complex. Gene Ontology annotation, biological process: regulation of transcription by RNA polymerase II. Gene Ontology annotation, molecular function: transcription coregulator activity. Bases 166 to 1164 code for a protein of 332 amino acids. The transcript has a single exon. Lineage: Eukaryota; Fungi; Ascomycota; Eurotiomycetes; Eurotiales; Aspergillaceae.